AUGGCAAAUUCAGUGGAACAAUUGUUAAAUGUAUUAGAAGAUACGGCUAUGUUAUUAGCAAAAACCCAAUUAAAUCUCAAGAAAUGUCCGAAACAACGCUUAACAAAGGGAUACAUCGAAGCUCGUAUUAAGAACAUUGAAGAAUAUUGGUCUACGUAUAAAAGCGCACAUGUGGAACUAGUGAAAUGUGUUCCUAAACCAAAACGACAGGACAUUCCAUACUUUGUUAAUGAAGAAUACUUUGUGCAGGAAGACUUAUAUACAUGUUUACUAGCCGAUCUGAAUGACUUAUUGAGUGGUUUAUCAAACACCACGUCGUUGCCCGUUUCUAUGCAAGCUGCCCGUAACAACAGUGUUUCUAUGGAUAUACAAGUCAAAUUACCGAGAAUUCAACUACCAACUUUCUCAGGUAUUUACGAUGAGUGGCCCGCUUAUCAGGAUCUUUAUACAUCAUUAGUUCAUGACAAUCCAACAUUGAGUAAAGUACAAAAGUUACAUUAUUUGAAAAGUAGUCUAACGGGAGAAGCCCUGUCGCUAUUGAAGCACGUGCAAGUUACCGAGGAUAACUACAACGACGCAUUUGCUAUGCUAAAGGCACGUUUUGGUAACAAACGCAUUAUUGCCAACUCAAUAUUGAAACGAUUGUUUACACAAAAGAAGAUAACCUCGCAAACGGCUAGUAACAUCAAAGCGAUAUUGGAUACCACGACUGAAUGUCUGAACGCACUGACAAACCUAAAACUGUCAACCAGCUCACUGGAUCCACUCGCACACUCUCUCAUUGUAUUUUUAGUCGUUCAUAAAUUGGAUCCAGAGACGCAUCGUGAAUGGGAAGAAGUUGCGUAUGAUGCCACUAACGACGAGUUACCUAAAUGGGACGCAUUGAGCAAGUUUCUACAGUCAAAGUUCCGCACGCUCGAGCUUAUUACAUCUGCAAGUAGAGAAAAGCCUUCAUCUAGAGGAAAAGAAUACGCUGUGCACGUGUCUACGUCAAGUACAUCAAAACCGAGAUGCUGCGUUAUGUGUGAAAAGGAUCACACGUUAUGCCAUUGUGAGGAGUUCAUAAAACUGAGUCCAGCAGAGAGAUGUGAGUACCUAAAACAAAACAAACUAUGCUACAAUUGUCUGGCCCCAGGACAUUCCGCAUACAAAUGUCGCCUGCGGAUGUUCUGCCGAAAAUGUCACAAACGUCAUCACACGCUCACGCAUCAAUCAAUACCAAUGACGUCACCAAAUCAACCAGACAACAUGAAUCAACAAGACAAGUUUGAAACCCAUCAAGAUUCUGCAAAACCAAAUGAAACCAACGUUACCAUUUCAUCGCAUGUCGCUGCUAAUUUGUCUACUGCAUUGCUGGCCACAGCUCUUGUACCAGUACGAAAACCUGAGACGGGACAAGUGACAGUGCUUCGUGCUUUGAUUGACCACGGCUCCCAAGCAACGUUCAUGAGCGAAAGAGCGGCCCAGCUGUUAAGAGUGAGAAGAACGCCUAUCAACGGCACCAUCACUGGCGUCGGCUCAACCAAAACAAAUGUCAAACAUGCUGCAGAAAUCGAACUACUAUCCAGACACGACGCUUGUUUCAACCUCAAAGUAAAAACAUACAUUAUGUCGACGAGACUCACUACUGAAUUGCCGUCACAAACCAUCUCCAUCAACACCUGGCCGCAUCUGCAGGGACUUGCACUCGCCGAUCCAAGUUUCAAUAAAUCAGGGCGAGUAGAUUUAUUACUGGGUGUUGACGUAUGUGCCCAAAUCAUGAAGGGUGAAGUUAUCAAGGGCCCCCCAGGAACACCAUGUGCUCAAAACACUACUCUGGGUUGGAUCCUAUUUGGGAACGUAGAGUACAACCUACCAGAAAGAGAGAUUAUCGUUAUGCACCUCAACAUUGAUCUAAAUGAUAUGCUGAAACGAAUGUGGGAACAAGACCCAUAUGACCAAAGACAACCCACUGCUGAGGAACGAAGGUGCGAAGAGAUCUAUGCGAUCACAACCACGAGAAAUAAAGACGGAAGGUACAUAGUAACCUUACCAAAGAAAUCCAACGUGCUAUUAUCUAAAGAUGGAAAUACAAGAGCAAUAGCCUUAAAGAGAUUAUACCAAUUAGAACAAAGAUUCAAGAAUAACCCAAAACUUAAAAGUGACUAUGUUACAGUCAUGAAAGAAUACCAAGCAAAUUACAUGGAAACAGUACCAGAAGAAGAAAUCACCAAUCCGUCGGUAUACUUACCUCAUCACGCCGUGAUUAAAGAAGGAAGGGAGACAACCAAAUUAAGAACUGUUUUUAACGCAUCUCAAAAAGGAACAAAUAAUACAUCCCUCAAUGACGAACUGAUGGUUGGACCACAGUUACAAGAUGACAUGAGAAGUCUGAUCAUGCGAUGGCGCAUGAAGAAGGUUUGUUUCGUAGCUGAUAUACAAAAAAUGUACCUGCAGAUCCUUGUCAAGAAAGAAGACCGAGAUCUGCAACGAAUUCUGUGGAGGAACGAUGAUCAAGAACCUGUCAGGGAUUACCGUCUUACCAGAGUCACCUUUGGAACUGCUUCUGCUCCAUACCUGGCAGUAAAGACUUUGCAUCAAAUAGCCAAAGAUGAAGGACAGAAGUACCCUGAAGCUUCGGAAAUAAUAAGACGCGACUAUUACAUGGAUGACAUGAUGUCAGGAAAAGACAAUGUACAAGACGCAUUGAAGGUGGCCAAGGAAAUAGACACCAUACUCAAGAAAGGCGGGUUCCAAUUAAAAAAAUGGUGUUCGAAUGAUAUUAAUUUUCUUAAAGAGUUCGAAGAAUCCGAAAGAAGCUCUCAUGUGAAGCUAGACUUAAGCUUAGAUGGUAUAACACGAGCUCUGGGAUUACAAUGGAACAUGGGUAAUGACCGUUUUCAGUACAGCCUCAACUUACCUGGUACGUCAAACAUUACUACAAAGAGAACAAUUCUAGCCGAGCUACAAAGAUUAUUUGAUCCACUAGGCUGGCUGGCUCCAUCUAUUUUGCCAGCAAAACUCCUAAUUCAAAGAUUAUGGCUUCAAGGAAUAUCAUGGGAUGAAGAAGUAGAGGAAACCAUAGCCACGGAAUGGAAUAAUUUACGAGAAUCAUUUCGUCUAUACUUACCUUGUAUCGAGAUAGAUAGAUGGCUACACACUACUGAAACUAACAACAAUAACAUCAGUAUUCACGGCUUCUGUGAUGCGUCCACGAAAGCUUAUGCUGCAGUAGCCUAUCUAAGAGUACGGACACCCACGGGUAGCGUAAAGACCUCAAUAAUCGCUGCUAAAACCAAAGUAGCACCGACUAAAUCACAAUCCUUACCUCGUCUAGAACUGAGUGGUGCUGUACUGCUUGCCGGACUCUUAAAGCGCAUAAAGGAAGCUAUGAAUAUACCAACCUGUCAGAUAUUCGCUUGGACCGACUCCACUAUUGUACUUUCCUGGAUAUUCGGUGACCCUGCUAGAUGGAAUACGUAUGUUAGAAACAGAGUAAUUGAAAUACUAGACAACAUCGGAAAUCACAAUUGGUAUCACGUCAAAUCAUCAGAAAAUCCAGCUGAUGCCGCUUCUCGAGGAACAUCUCUGUCAGAUCUAAAGAGUGACGAACUAUGGUGGAGAGGCCCAGUCUGGCUAAGAGAAGGGGAAAUACAAUACAGCAGACCAAAUAUGAUGAUGACAGACCUGGAAAAAAGGGAAAUAAUAUUAGUAAACCUAACUUUGGACACUGGAAAAAGUACAAUUAGAAAAUUUGAAGAUUGUGAUACAUUACAAGAGCUACUCACGGUAGUAGUGUACUGCAAAAGAUUCUUAAAAGGAAGGAAAUUAGAAAUCAAAGACUUACCUUUAAACACGGAAGAACUAGAUGAUGCGUUGAAAACUUGUUUAAGAAUAGCACAGAAGAAUGACUUUGAAGACGAAAUACAAAAUCUGAAAUCAAAAACACAAAUUAAAGGAAAAAGUAAAUUAACCAAUUUAAAUCCUUACCUUGAUGAUGUUGGCCUCCUCAGGGUGGGCGGAAGACUGCGUCACUCUGAUCUAAGUGAAGAUAGUAAACAUCCGAUUAUUCUUGAUCGCCAUAAUGGUCUUACCAAUCUCCUCGUCACCGAUGCUCACCGUCAAACGCUGCACGGCGGAGUGCAAAUAAUGCUCUGCUUCUUAAGAACUAAAUACUGGAUUCUGAAAGCAAAGACAUUAGUUAAAGCAAAGAUCAGAAAAUGUCUAAUUUGUGCUAAACUGAACGCUACAGCAAAGUCACAGCAAAUGGGAGAUUUACCUAGAGUUCGGGUAACACCGGCGAAGCCUUUCUGGAAUACCGGCGUUGACUUUGCAGGCCCAUAUCCAGUCUUGAUGUCGAGAGGCAGGGGAGCAAAAACACACAAGGCGUACAUCGCUGUCUUUGUCUGUAUGUCGACAAAGGCGAUUCAUCUCGAAUUGGUGGGAGAUCUCACAUCAGAUACCUUCAUCGCAGCUUUCCGAAGAUUUGUAGCAAGACGGGGAAGAUGCGCUCAGAUAUGGAGCGACCAAGGCCGCAAUUUCGUCGGAGCAAACAGGCAGCUGGUCGCAGAUUGGACUGAAGCCAAGUUACAAUUCGAAGGUUCAAUCGCUGAGACGCUAGCUAAAGAUGGCACAAAGUGGCACUUUAUCCCAGCCUAUAGUCCUCACAUGGGCGGACUAUGGGAGGCUGGUGUGAAAGCGAUGAAACAUCAUCUAAAACGAAUCAUGACCCACAAUAUGACCUACGAAGAGAUGAGCACGUUGUUGUGUCAGAUUGAGGCGUGUCUCAACUCACGACCGUUAACUAUGAUAGAUGAUACAGACAAGGAUCGCCUGCAACCACUAACACCUGGUCACUUCCUUGUCGGUGAAACACCAAUAACUGUACCGACACCAAACCUCCGAGAUGUCCCGAUGAGUCAUUUAUCAAGAUGGCAGCAUCAACAAAGAUUAUUAACUGACUUCUGGCACAGAUGGCAACAAGAAUAUCUGACAACAUUGCAACAACGUUCCAAAUGGCACCAUAAAGUCAAGGAGCUGGACUUAGGACACAUUGUUCUAAUAAGGUCAGAUAAUCUACCUCCGGGUAAAUGGAUGAUGGGCCGUAUUGUUGAGAAACACCCGGGUGCUGACGGUGUCACUCGGGUAUACUCAGUAAAAAGUGGUGAUAGUGUAGUGCAGAGGUCAUUUAAUAAGUUGUGUUACUUACCAAUAGACACGGAAUGUUGA
Molecule: messenger RNA, 5208 nt
Organism: Trichoplusia ni (cabbage looper)
Lineage: Eukaryota; Metazoa; Arthropoda; Insecta; Lepidoptera; Noctuidae
Exons: 1
Coding region: 1-5208 (1735 amino acids)
Biological process (GO): DNA integration
Molecular function (GO): nucleic acid binding
Source: RefSeq, a predicted model, not a curated record